GAUCACUGCAGUACAACAUGCGGCCACAGGCUGAAAUGUCAGCAAUGUAAACACAGACGUGGAUAUCUCUAGCCUGCAGCCUGGUCCUGCUUUGGAAAUUUGAUGUUGCAGUCGUCAGCAUGGCUUCAACCUCCAGCUUUGCUCCUCCAAAGCUGUCUGAAUACAUCCUUACAGAGCGGCUGGGCAGUGGCACCUAUGCUACAGUCUACAAAGCCUACAGUAAGGGGGACAGUCGAGAGGUGGUGGCAGUGAAGGUGGUUGCGAAGAAGACUCUAAACAAGGCAUCUACAGAAAACCUGCUCACGGAGAUCGAAAUCCUCAAGACGAUGCGUCACCCACAUAUAGUCCAGCUAAAAGACUUCCAGUGGGAUGCUGAGAAUAUUUAUCUGAUCCUGGAGUGGUGUUCAGGAGGAGAUCUCUCCCGCUUUAUUCGCAGCCGCAGGAUUUUACCGGAGAGGGUGGCUCGGCGCUUCCUGCAACAGAUAGCCUGUGCCCUGCAGUUUCUUCAUGAGCGAAACAUUUCACACCUGGACUUGAAACCUCAGAAUAUUCUGCUCAGCGGCUCUAUCCUAAAACUAGCAGAUUUUGGUUUCGCCCAGUACAUGUCACCAUGGGAUGAGCAGAGUGUCUUGAGGGGUUCUCCUCUUUACAUGGCUCCUGAGAUGGUGUGCCGACGCCAGUAUGAUUCCAGGGUGGACCUCUGGUCUGUAGGAGUCAUUCUCUAUGAGGCACUGUUUGGGCGAGCACCAUUUGCAUCAAGGUCGUAUGCUGAAUUGGAGGAGAAGAUCCGGAGUAACCAACCUAUUGAGCUCCCUCCUGGGGCCAGGGUAUCCAAGGACUGCAGAGACCUUCUGUUGCGGCUGCUAGAGCGAAAUCCAGAUGCUCGGAUCACCUUUGCAGAGUUCUUCACCCACCCCUUUGUGGAUAUGGAGCACAUGCCGAGUGCGGAGAGCCUAGUGAAAGCGAAGGAGCUGGUCCAGCAGGCCGUUCGGAAGGACCAGGAGGGGGAGAGGUCUGCUGCCCUCUCUCUGUACUGCAGUGCCCUUGAGCACUUUGUCCCCUCCAUUCACUACGAGACAGACCGACAGCGCAAAGAUGCCCUCAGGCAGAAGGUCAGCCAGUAUGUAUCGCGAGCCGAGGAGCUGAAAGCCCUGGUGGCCUCAGACAACAGACUGAGCUUUGAGGAGGCCCGGACCGCAAGGGAUGUCCUCCGAGAAAUGUCUCGAGACCAACCACGGCUGCUGGCUGCUCUGGAGAUGGCCUCCGCUGCUAUUGCUAAGGAGGAGAGUGGAUCGGACGAUCAGGAAGCCCUGGAUGUGUACCAACAGUGCUUAGGAGAGCUACUGUUGGCGCUAGCAGCCGAGCCCCAGGGCCGCAGGCGAGAGCUGCUCCAUAAUGAGAUUAAAAGUCUCAUGUCUAGAGCUGAAUACCUCAAAAAGCAUAUCAAGAUGCAGGAGACUCAGAGGGACGUGUCUCUGGAACGAGAACCUCUUGCGGACUCCGUCAGAAGCUCUUGCUGUUUGCAGUGAGCUUGACGGCCACCGUGGGAACUGGCUGCUACGCCCCACAGAGCAUCAGACACAGAGCCUUCACCUGACCAGGUUUUUUUUUUUUUUUCCGAGGCCAAAUCAAACCCGCAUCACACCUCACCCUAACUAACUCAGAACGCUGUCCGGGUGGGAUAUUACAGUUGCCAGCCAAACGUGGUCAAUGUUUUGGUUGUUGCUGGAAAGUUGAUGAUUUGGCAGGCUGAGAAGUUGUGUUUAUACUUUUUGAGGGAAAAAAGUUUGGCUGAAAUACUGAAAGUAGCUCUUGAAUUUUGGAUUUGCACACUGGUGAAUGUGAAAGUUAGUUCCCUGCUCUUUACACGAUGUUGUUCCUCAGCCUCAAAUCCCUCCUCCUGAUACACCAUUGAUAUGUAAAUGCUGGACAGCUUGUAUGACAAUACCACACUGUCAUGGUAAGCGAGUUAAACAGAGACUGUUGCAUUUAUUGUUGUGCCAAUCAUUCAACAGUGUUUGCAGCACACCUAAAAA
Molecule: messenger RNA, 2036 nt
Organism: Epinephelus moara (kelp grouper)
Lineage: Eukaryota; Metazoa; Chordata; Actinopteri; Perciformes; Serranidae
Gene: ulk3
Product: unc-51 like kinase 3
Exons: 17
Coding region: 120-1529 (469 amino acids)
Biological process (GO): autophagy; protein autophosphorylation; peptidyl-serine phosphorylation
Cellular component (GO): autophagosome; cytoplasm
Molecular function (GO): ATP binding; protein serine/threonine kinase activity
Source: RefSeq, a predicted model, not a curated record